GUUGGGACGAUUGUUUAGAAGGAUCGGUUUGUUUUAUCUGUAAGACUAGUAACUUUCAUCCACGUGAAAUCAUUUUACCAUAAAAGAGAGAGAAACAUCUACUACCUCAAGUUUGAACUUCUUGUGGAAUGCAAUAGAGCAGUUUGUAAAUGUGAAAUUUAGCGGAUGCAGCCGAAACGAAAAUGGCGGCGAGUACAAACUGAAGUACUAAAGUGGUACUAGGCAACCAUGGCUAUUGCUGGCUGUGAUUUCCGACAAGGAGGCGUUACGUUUGUGUGUGCUUUUGUGACCAUCUAAUUUAUAUCAUGGUUGUUACUGUGUUAAGAGGAACGUGGUUUGCUAGUGGAUAAAUACGUCUCCCCACCAUCGAAUUUUAAUUUGACCGGUUGAUGAACAAUUCCUCGUUGAAACAUAGUCAUUAACGAACCAAAAUGAACUCUACAAAGUCUAAAGACGCCGACAAGAUCACAGGUAAGACGUGAUUAUGCUGACUAAUCUGUAGUUUCGAAUCUAAGAAUUUUUCAAACUUUUAACGGAUUCGUUAAAGUUAGCAUCUUAAAUUUGAUGUAGCUUAGAAAACUCGGAUUGUUAGGUAUUAAUGAACUCAUCGACGAGUCUCUCAAGUGAAAAGACCUCCAUCUACCUUCAAUAUACAUUACUUGCAACGCACAAAUACGUAAUGUAUCGGCAAUGUCGCUAAAUUGGAAAACGAAAUAACUAUAGGCGCAAUUGUUCUCCUUUUGUGAGACGCAAUCGCGGGUCAUCCGGCUAAAAAUACAUGCAGUGUUGUUGAAUUGAACCCUCUUAACGAGGAAAAUUCGAUAAUUUUUAACACAUAUUUACGGGAAAACUAUGUUGCUUUUUGAAUUGAUGUAAGAACAAACUGUUCAAGCAGGUAACUAGUCGAGAAUUUUUGGCCGAUCGCAAAAUGUAUUUGAUGGCAAGGUCAGCUCGGUCAACCUUGGUUUCCUAUAAAAUUGUAAGACAAUAGUUAUUCAUUUCACACGAAGGUUUCCAUUUUUCUGUGAACGUUAGCUCAUAUUUAAUCGCAAUGUUUAUUAUUUAAUGAUUAACUCUUUUUUUAUAAGCUGUAGCUAUGAUAAAUAGAAGAAGUGAUUUGAGGCUUCGUCGGGAUGAUGUAUUUGCCAUCAAAUGGUGAAGGAAAUCGUUCAACAAUUUUGCUAAUUGAAUACUUCACGGGAAGCGAUCGAUUUAAUUCGAACGACUUUUUGUCAAGAACUCACAAACUAUUCUUUACUACGUCCUCUUGAAUGUUUUACGUGGACUUGGAAGACAUUUCAUGUCUUAAGUCUGUAAAUGAGUGGACGAAUUCUUAAUUUGUAAUUAAAAUCUCAAAAUAUCUUUAGGGUGAAAUAUAUCGACGAGUCAUACUGCAAAUAAACAAGUCAAUGAAGACAAGUCCUGAGUAACUCGGAGUUUGAAGGCCUUAGUUUUGCCAGUUUAAAGAUGAUUAAAAUAACAUUUAUUUUCCCUUAUACAUCUCGAUAACAUUUACUGACUUGCUUUGUUUUGUUAUGAAAUAAUUAUUUCUUAAAAUGAAAUCGCUACGCUCUGGUCAUGUUUUCCCUAAGCUAAGGUCGAAAUUUGCAUUUGAAAGGCUUCAGUGUACACAAAGGUCCAGGUCCCAUCGCGAUAAUUUAAGGUUACAUUCUGGAAGCCCGAUGAACUAUUCCACUGACAGUAUUCUUUCCUUUUAACAGAGGCAUGUUGCAUGGCCUUCACACCACAGAGCUCGCCUACCCGUGUAAGUAUAACCUCUUAUGUGAUCUGUUUUGUCACUCCAAAGCUUGGAAACAAAUUCUGUUACAUCCAGAUUUCGCUGAGAUUUGUAAGCAUGCCUGCUCCUUUCUAAUAUUUUUUAUUUGGAGCCAAUGGAAUUUACUUGAUCCAUGCUUACAACGCUUGAUUUAGGUCAUCGAUUUAAUGACAUGAAUUGUUCAGAUUUUGUUUAUGUCUCUGCUGUUGUCAAAUUAGUCCGGUAAUUGAUAAAUCGCCGGGUAGAUUGUGACGCGAGAGAAUGUAGGCUAAGUUAAUUUCAAAUCUCACACCAAGUUCGAAGGAUUUGUUUACACAACUUGGAAGAUUCGAUCGCUAGACGUUUAGUUGACUUUGCUGAUUUCUAAAGCACGGAGGAUACUGGCCGAAUGCACGUCACGCGAUCGAAUCUUUCUGAGGAUAUCUUGGCAAUUAUUCAUGUAGCAAGUCUGUUCAGAUAAAAAUUAAGACCAUUUUGAACGGAAAAUCCGGUCAUCUCUUGCAUAUUUUAUACAUCCCUGGUCUGAAUAACGACUUGGAGUUUGUUUGGUUGAGGUUUGUAAAUAACAUUGGCGCGCGUAUAUCGCUGAACAGUCGUUGUUUUGGUUCUUAUCGUUGCAGUCAUCAGACCCUCCUUCAGUUUGUUAGGUUCUUAUAUCAGCCAACUUGAAAGAAAAAUUAAGUUCCAAAUUUGUUCGUGCCCAUCUCGUCUCAUUUAUGUCCUGUCAUUAUUUACCUUUGUUUAGUUUUCCUUAUCAAUAGUUAUACAUGCCAUCUUGUUUCUAACUCAAAACACUUUUUAUUUAUAUUUGAUUAACAGUUAAAUAAAUCGGCGCAUCCUGUUUUUCUGUAUUUCAGUUAUUAUAGUUUGAAUUGUUAAAAUUUGCUUUCAUAAACUGAUUAGUUUUUAACUUUUCUUUGUAACAUUUUUUUUGUAUCUAAAUUGCCUUGAUUUUCGAAGACAAUCAGUAUUGAACAGUUGAUUUAUGAGCACUCAAGGUAAAGUUUUUUCUCAAAUCUGAAUUUCAUUUCCUCUGGAAUUUAAGCAUGCCUAUGUUGACUUUUUAUUUUAUUUUUACUGCCCAGAAUCCCUAUUUCAAUAAGGAAGGAUAAUCAUAAUCCAUUCUGAAAAUUUCUCAAGCAGCUUACAGAACUUUGUAUUUGUUACUGAAGAAACUUUUAACCUCAAUGAACUUGAUGAGAAAUUUUAAUACACUGCACCUUUUGUCAUAUAUUCUUUUUUAUAGUUACUUAGCGGUUUUUUUUAUAAGCAGUGAAUGGAAAUGCUUGUUAGAGUUCUGAGAAUAUAAAAUUGGAAAGAUUGUCUGCCUUUUCAACAAAAUCCCAAGAGUUUUCAGCAUGUCAGGAAGUAGACCUCUUACAGUAACAGAGAAGCUGACAAUCUACAAAAAGUAUAAGGCGCUUAGAGGAUAGUUAUACAGCAGUAUGUAUACAGGUGUAGAUUGUCACAAUUUCAUUCUCCUCCUAAGAGACCUAUUCCUUUUUAAGUCUUCUGUUGAGUUCAUGGGGUUCUAAGCUGAACUGUUUGCAGACUUGCUAUGUGGCUACCUGAAAUUGUGUAAUGGCCUGUGGAAGUAAAGGAAACUUUGUGAAAUAUCACUUGACAGACUAAACUGCUUACCCCAUUCCUUGCCUAUAGGGCAAGAAGUAUGGCUGGCAUUCAUUUUUGGAGAUUUGUGUGGCAUCUCACUGUGAGAUACUUGUGCAGUUAUGGAGAGAGAGGGUUAAAUUUUUAUUGGCAUGAUAGAGCAUGAGUAGUAUUUUUACUAGAAAAUGUUUAUCUCGCUUUGACUGCAAAGCACACAAGCUAAGUUGUAAUAACAUUGUGGCUUGCUUCAUGACUUCCUACCACAGGUUGCCAAAUUGGCAAGUACUGUUACAAAUUUGGUUGCCCUUUUUUUUUCCUAGUUACCAUGGUAACCAAAAACAGUUGCAACUUGGAGUGCUGCUCUGGCCAAAUUUGUCUCUUAAAACAAUUUCCUGCAUUAGCCUAUCAUUGUGUACUAUUUGUUAAUUUUUUUACAUUUUUCUUAAAUGUUUUUUUUCUUGUUUCAGGGUGGAGAGGUGAUUUUUAUAACAUUUUCAGAUGAAUUUCCUCUGCCAGAUAAUGGAGACUUUUAUAUGGUAUUUGAAGGAAAAAAACAGCGGCAUGUAACAACAGCGCAGCAAAUAAAUACAUUCACUCUUCGUGCCAUUGUACCAGGUACAUCAUGAACUACUUCUCUCGACACAUUAUUGUUACCUAGUGCAUAUCCUUUAUUGACCAAGCUGAGAUCAAGAUGGUUAUUGAUGGUUAUAUUGGUUAAGUUCUUUGCAAAUUUAACCCUCUAACUCCCAAGAUCUGAUUGUUAAUUCUCCUCUCCACUUGUUACUCAUUUCCUUGUAAAUCAGUUAUGAGAACUUGGUGCUAGAUCAAGAUAGCAGCUUCGACCUGAUAAGUUUGAAUAUUCUCAUUACCUUUUUGCUGAAUAAUGUAUGGAACUGUUAGAGAGAAGGCGACUGUAAUGGUACAUCUUUGUUUAUGUUUUAUUUGUUUUGUAUGUCUUUUGCUGCUUUUAGUGACUCCAUUACUGACAUUGUCCAAAAAUGACAAAUUUUGUAAGUUAACCCCGUGCAAUUUUUCCCUUGUGUGGGAUCAAAGCAGGCAAUCCCAAGGAGGCAAGAUAGACCCAUUUUGCCCAGUAGGGUAGCCAGUAAAAUCACAAGUUUUGUUUAAUAAUCUUCCCCACAAUCACUACAAGUUACAUAUCAAUAGAUGAUAUUGAGGGACUAAACAUGACACAUAAUGAGUGUGUAGAAAGUAAUGAAUUGGAGUGAUGCACUAGUAUUAUUGUAAUGGCUGUAGUCAUGCAUGUUCCUAUAAUUUGAAAAAAGUCAGUUGUGUUGAACCUGUUGCCUCUCCCAGUUUUUAUUCAUUGUGUAUACAACAAACCACAAAUAUUGAAGAGAGAGAUUGAUGUAGAGAAUUCUUUUUAAAUUUCCUUUACCUUACAAAAGUCAUUUUCUUUUACUCUACAUAUUAAUGUACUUUUAUUAUGCCUUUUGCUUCAUAUCUCUUAGAUCAUGACCAAGCAGAGAAAGUUACACUUACUGUUUAUUGUGCCCAGGAAAGCAAAGUCGGACCUCUUUCAUCGCACAAGUUUUUAUACCUGCUUGAAACAGAGCAGAUUAUUGCAAAACUUUUAGCAGACAGUGCAUCAGACAGCAAGCUGUUUGAAUGCUUAUCAUCGCUGUCCUUGAUAUCAAAUGCAGUGUCCAAGGAGUACAGAGACACCUUAGAUUCCAGAAUAACAAAUGCAUUUGAAUUCUUGGAUUUGUCACCCACUUGGUCAUUAUUUGGAGAGAAUGGAGUAGAGAACUUUCAGAAUGAAAAUGGUAAGUCACUUAGUGUGGUGUUUUAAAUGUGUGUAAUUCCAUUGGCUGAGUAAACAAAAUAUAUGUGAAAAUUGUUUUUAUCAUGCAUUGUUGGAACCAGGGAACGGAGUAUGUGACUUUUUGUGGACAGUUGUUUUAAGUGCUCCACCAUUGCUAACCUUUUCCCUUCCAUUUUCUGUCAGUAUAUUUCCAGUUGUAGGGCAAAGUCAUUACCCCUUUCACUCCCAAGAUCUCAUUAGUAUUUCUCUUCACUGUCUGUCAUACGGUUCAUUUGAUGUUAUUUUGGAGAAUUUGGUAUUGGAUCAACUAUGAAUACCAUAAUUGAUAUUUUUCUUUAUUCUCACCCCUUGUCUGCUUGAUGUUGUAUUGAUAUUGUAAGGAGAAAGUCUGCCUUAGUCACUCAUAAGAAUUGAAUGGUUAUUCUAUCUAGAAACCAUAUCAAUUAUGUUUUUUGUGAUUUUUGCAUGACGUGCAUGUGAGGUGUGUUGAGUUCACAGUAAGUUUAGAAGCGAGGUAUAAUGUACUAGUGGUGUUUGAGAGAUACAUGCAAACAGUUUUUGAAGUCCGUUUCAAUAUUAAACUGAGGCCUUUUCAUGUAGCAGGGUCAAGUUUUCAGUGUGACUAAUUGAAAAAAGAUUAAAUAAGAUUCUGACAUUUUUAGCAAGCAAAGCAAUAACGUUAAAAUAUUAUCAUUAGAAAUGCCACCACUCAAGAAAUUUAACUCUGUUUGAAACAUGCAGACUUCUUCAGGUUGGGCUUCUUUCUAUUCCAAGUUGGUUACAUGUAUGCUGUCUGAAUAAUGUUUAAAAUUAUAAAUUUGCAGAAUGAAAGGUUCAAAUUGUUUUAUACUAAAUAAAUAAGAAAUGAAGAUGACUUCUAGAAGACAAUUAUAUCUGUUCCUGGAGAGGUGAUUUUCUUGAAUGACUUCAAGGAAAUGUGUAUUCUUUCUUUGGUUGUUGCACCAAUAACUUACAUGAUUUUCCAUCUAUUUCUUCAUCCCCAGGUCAGGAAACAUUACUCCAUCUUUCAGCACGUCUAGGAUUUUCUCAACUGGCAACAUAUCUGCUUGACCAGCCAGGAUCAAUGGAGGCUCUUCAUAUCCAGGACAAGUCAGGCAAAUUACCAGAAGAAAUAGCUCGGGAGAAGGGAAUGAAGUUACUUGCUGACAUGUUUUCAAGGUUAACAUGAAACUCAGUGUCUCAGUGUCUCAGAAAGACCUCUUGACACAAUAGACAUUUUUCUUAGACUUAUGUAACCAAGCCUGAAUGGGAGUAAAAUUAAAAUUGUUGUAGCAGCAAACUUGUAGCCUCGAAAAUGUAGUGAGAACCUUCUAUGCCCCAGUCAUUAUCAGUAAGAACUUUAUCUAGUGCCUUUGUGCAAGUUGUUAUGUCUAAAUAUAAUUUUUUACCAUUUCUUCCACAUGAUUGCUUGUUUGUAUGAUUAAUGAAAUGGCAUUCUGUGUCUGGAAUUCCAAAAGUUUUGCCAAAGAGUUGUAAAAAUGGUCCAAAAAUUGUUUACUGAUGGAACACUGCAGUCUAUAACUUUUCCAAUUUCAUGACUGGCUGAUAAACUUGAAAUUCUUAGUAAUUUUUUUUACCCUCACACAGAGGUCCAGGUGAUUGUGAAAAGAGGACUGUAAAAGACAUGUCUAAACCACAAGUCAAAAAAAGUGAGCUGGGUACCACCACAAUAUCCAGUUAUAAAACUCAACAUCAGAACUCCCUUGGUGAGUAUUAACACUUUCAACCCUGAGAGUGACCAGCAUCUACAUGUAAUUUCUCCUUACAAUAUAACUGCUGAAUCAUUUAUUAAGAUCAUGAGAAUAAAGGAAAUGAUCACCAACCUUGGAGGCUUUGUUUAUUAAGUGAAUUCUCAUGGUCUGUACCAAAGGCAAUGUGUAAAGAAGAGUAUGGAGAAUUUAGAUACUGAUGUCACAGUGCAUAAUGUUAAUUAUGUUAAUUAUGUCUAACUGCAAUUUUUGUACAAAUACAUGUAAACCUUUCUGAAGAUUGGUACUCAACAGUUUAAUUUUCUUAAAAGAAUCAUCAGUUGGAAAGGUACACAUUGUACAACUGGAUGGUGUUUCUCAAACUUUGUGAGUGGGACCUUGGUUCUUUAUGCUUUGAUCUCAAACUUAUUUAUUGAAAUUAUUUAUCUUAACAGAAAAAGAUAUUGAAAUGCUCCAAAACAUAAAUUCAUUGGUUGAAGAGGAAGUAAGUAUGAACAUUAAAAUGAUGAAAUCACUGUAUAGAUCAACUGCUCUACCUAGCAUAGUUCAAUGACUAAAUUCAUGUCUCUCUCUUCAUUAAUUUAGAUCCUGUUAAAAAUUAAUUUUGAAUAGUCAUGUCAAUACAAUAUUAUCUUAGGGAAAUAAACCAUUGAAAUUUAUAUUAUGUUUAUUGCUACUUUUCUCUUUUAGAUGAAGAAAAGAGUACCAAAGUUUCGUCAUUCAUGGCCAGUUCGAAGAAAAAAUAAGGACACAACAGGUCUGGCUGUUGCUUUACUUCUUUUUUCCAUGCUGUGAUGUGUUGUUGAUUAUCCUAGCAUCUUUUACUUUCUUGAUCUUGGUUUCGAGCAAAUUGAUGUUGCCAGGAUCUCUUGUAAACAAAAUGGUUCCUUAUGAUUUUCAUAUUUCAUUGAUUUAAAAACUGACCUUUUAAAUAUAUAAUUUUUUUAGAAGAUGCAUCUAGCAGUGAUGAAGAAAUAAAGCAAAUCAACAGGGAGCUUUCACCAAAGAAGUUCACAGGUCAGCUGAACAGUAUGACAUCAGCAAGGAGCAGUGGAGGUGGUAAUAGGCAACUGUUAGGUAUGUUACUAACCUACACGCCCUAACAUAAGUUUUCAUAUUCUCCCUACUGCUCUGUAUAGAUUUUCCAAUGUGCUAACAAGGAGAAUUUGUGGUGAUCAUUUCCUAUAUUCUUGUGACUGAAAUGUGUGAUUCAGGGGUCAUAUUGUAAGGAGAAAUUAGUAGUCAGUCACUAUGAGGGGUCAAUGGGUUGAAUAGUACAAAGAGAAAUGUAGUGUGGUGGGUUGUGAGGAGCAGUUGGUUUCCAGCUGUUUUUCUGUUCAUAAAAGGACAAUAGGUAAGAAAAGAAAACUUAAAAACUGAAUGAUUGUAGAUUUCUAUGUUACAUUUAUCAAAACUGAGGUUAUGAUUUUUUUUUAAUGUUGUUUGUGCAUUGCUUUCAGAACAAAAUCUCAAGAGACUGAGAGACAUCAAUGAAGAAAUACAGAAGCUCAGGAUGGUUAAUUCACAGAGAGGCUCUAGAGAGGUACAGUACUGAAAGGAGAUACAUGUACAAGUUUAAAAGUGAGAAGAAAUUGUCAAAAGUUCUUUUUUUACAUCUUUGGUUUUCUCCCAUAUUUUAAACACAAAAGAAAUUUUCAAAUGGGUAGAGCAAGCCUGUUACCCAUAAAAAGAAGUAGUACAGGCCAUUUUUCUCCAGAAAAGGAGAACAUUGCAUCUUCACGGGCCAUCUGGGCUUUAUUGAGAUCCAUAAAAAACACAAUAUCCAGCAAACUUGACAAAGUAAGCCUGGUCAGUAAAGGAUAAAAGGCACAAAAUAAUUUCCCUUUGCGGACACAAAGCUGGUUGGUUAUCCUGGUAAGUCCAUCUUACCCACUAGAACAUUCAUUCAGAACACAGGACUCUUUUUCCAUUUCCCCCUAUCAGAGGUGCCUCAAACCAAAAACCACAGAAAAGAAUUCAUUUUAGUUUAGUUUUAACAAAGUUAGUCGUUAGGUGUUCUCCUAAGAGUGGUUUUUAUCAUGCUAUUAAAUAUCACAUUUGUCACAUUCUAGGCUGGAAGAGGUGGUAUGCAGGGAAAGAAUUUACGUCGCUUGUCCUGCCCAUCAUUAAGUGCACAGGACCUACAACAAGCCCAAGUUAUUGCAGGUAAAGGAACAGUUUGAUAAAUACCAACAGAUGAGUGCUGAAAAUUUCAAUUCUUUUGUAAUUACCACUAUGCGGUUUUCAUUACUUCUAUCACAUUCUUACCAUUAAUUUCUCCUUUUUAUUGUAAUCUCAGAUAACUUAACCACAUGUUGUAAAUGCGUGUGUCCUUUCAUGGUUUUAGGAAUGAAAUCUAAGGAGGAGAAAUCAAUUGUGAAUGGUACUGUUGAUCAAAAGGAUCGUAAAGCAAGCCCUCAUGGUAUUAAUCUUAGAACUUCUCCAGAUAGAACAAGAGAAACUACUCAGAGACAAGAGGAUACCUCUAAUAGUGCAGACGAUAAACUUCUUUCUGUGGAUUGUAAAAGUGAUGUACGACGGGCGCAUAGCUGGGGGAAACACGAAGAGAGGCCUGAACUGAAUAAGAGGGUUAGCUCAAGCCUUGAUGAUUUAACUAAAGAAGCUGACUGCGAAGAAAAAGUUGAAAAUGACAAACCACGGAGCAGGAUACAUGCUCUCAAAAACAAAAGACCUGUAUCAUUGAAUCUUGACAGUCCCAAGGAAGAGGGGAACAAACUUGCAGAUAUUUUAGAUUCUAUAAAGAAGGCCAGUGAUGAUAAACAAAACUUGGGUAAAGCUUCGAGCAAUGUGUCGAUAACUUCGCUAACAGAUGUUGAUGUCAAUGUGAAUCAUAAGGACAACGGUCUUCUUGCUCCAAACAAAAGUAAUCUCCAUACAAAAUCAUAUUCAUACAGUUGUUUGGCUGAUCUUAAACUUGGAGAAGAUGGUAAGUAAUGACAAGAUCUUAAUGUAAAGAAGGUACACACAUACACUGUAGGCGUGGCACCAUGAGAUAAGGGAGAAGGUGACCUUUCCUAAGAAUAAUUUGGUUUUAUCAACUGAAUUGAUAGCGUGAAUUGACCACCGUACAAGGGUGUAGCUAGAGAGAGUCCUGGGAUGCCUGUGACCCCCUUCCCCCUUUGUAAGCCUUUUUUCAAUACAAACAUGGCAUGGAGGUUGACAUGACAGUCCGGUAGUACCGUCUGUUUGACACAGUGUGGACCCCCCCCCCCUUUGAAAAAUCCUGGCAACGCCCCCGCCGUAAAGAGUUUCUGAAGCUGACGUUUCGUUCCCUUCUUCAGAAACUCUUAAGGUGGCAAAUUUACAUUUAUCAACUCAGUUGAUAGAACACAAUGUAUUACUCCAACAAUGCAGCACCACAGCUUUUUUAGAAACUCAUACCCAUUAUUUUCCUAAGAAUACCCUGCUUUUAUUAUUACAAAAUUUGUUGUCUAUCUGGUCAAUGAAAGCUGUGCUCUUUAAAGAAUCGUUGGGUGGCUAGUGACCAAUGUCUUGGAUAUCCAGGGCACUGUCUCAUAAAGCUUGAGAAUUAUGACUUAAAGUUUUAUGGGUUGCUCAAAGAUAAAAGUUAGCGAUUUGUGGCCCCCAGUCUCCUCUAUAUCACAGCCCUGACCGUAGACGUCCCUACAAGGCAUUGGGGAUUAAUCCUUACUAAUCCUUUAGUUUAGUUCCCAGGGCCUCAGGCUGAGGUUUACAGGUUAAAGCUGAAUAUCGAAAUAAUAGAUUGUUCUUCGGGGUAAAAGAAGAUAAUUCAUAGUUCAAGUGUGAUUUAAACAAGGUCUUUGACAUAUUUUUUUAAUGUAAGUUAAUUUUUUACUGUUAGGAAAUCCUAUAGAGGACAAAAAGCUUGGGUAAGUAAAAUAUGAAAUGAUUUUCCUUCGUCAAAAGUGAUUUUACCUUUUCUAUUAAAACCAAUUUUUUUUUAAAAAGUGUGUUUAUAGCAAAGAACCUUUAUUUGAAAUUUUUCUGCUUUUAGUUUUCUCCCCUGGACUGUUUUUGACUCUUUUAUUUAUAUUACGUACACCAGUCUGUAUUAUACACUUGAGUCUGGAUUGAGAGGUCCCGUCCCAACCUCUAGUAAGGUCUUAAAAUGAAGGCGAGACACUUUACGCUCAUAGUACCCCUCUCUGCCCGGGAACAUAAAUGGGUACUGGCGAGUAUCGCGUCCCAUCCAGGGGUGGGAGGGGGGGCUCUUCAUGCAUUAUUAGGCGUAUAUGCCUCUGAGACACAACAACCUCUUUCUGUCACUUAAACAAAACAUUUUUGUCUGUAGAUCCCAAUUUAGCCCCGAGAUUCAGAAGAGAAGUCUUUCCAAGGUUGAGACACAGAUGUCUUUGAUGGACUUCUUGAAUGAUGAGUGAGUUCUGCUAUCUCUCUUCGUAUUAACUGAUAAAAAGAAGGUCAGGUUAAACGUAAGCGAACCGAUACUGAUAUGAAAUAUGUUAAAUCUUUAACUUUGACCUGUGAUCUUAAACGACAGCAUUAAAAAUAAUAACCUUCUGUAUAUUAUAACUUUUUUUUUUAUCUCGCCAUCCAAAGUUCUAACCGUUAAAAAUCUCGCAAUAUUUUGGUUGUUUCCAUUUUCAUGCACCUAUAAAUUAAUUUUGUAACUCUUUUCAUUGUUUGAAAUUGAUAUUAGGUUCAUCUUUGAACGAAACUUUUAAACAACUUAGCUUAUCACUAUUCAAUCGUUGAUUUGAAUGUUACAUUAAGCAGUUAAUUUUUUAAAACGGUUCAGAAAAAGCUUGAAGGUUUUAACCUUAAAGAACAACAUGAAAUAUUUUAAACUGAAAAAGACGCUCUAUCUAUAAUUUCCUUCUAUACUUACUUUGCUAAAUUUUAAGAGAAAUGUUAAAACUUUAGGAUAAAUCAUAUAACAUGUCUUGCAUUGCCUUGCCACCAUUCUCUUGUUCAGUCAAAAAAGACGACACCUGCGUUUAACCGCUAAAACACCAAAGAAGUGGAAUUCCUUGCAUGCUCUAGCUACGAUAAGGUAAUGUUUAAAGAGAGAGACAACACCGAGUACUGUGUUGAAUUAAAUGCUAACUAAAGAGGGCAUGAGCUAAGAGACUGGAUCCUUAUGGCCUUAUUCCUGAAUUAUUUUUAGUUCACUCCCUCGGUCGCAGAUCUAAGGAGAAUCCUGAAACAGCCAAUCAUGUGUCGUGUGCUCACUUGAACAUUAAAUACAGCUUCUAUUUGGUCUCCAUCAAAACACUCCGGAAGACUAGAUGCGUUGAGUGUAAACGUAUUUAAUAGCUUAAAAGGGAUUCCCAUUGGAAUAUGGCCUGAAGUGAGACUCGGUUACUACUUUUGCUCUUUGUUUGAUCAGUGGAAAAUCGCAAAAACUAUCAAGAUGAUAGUUUAUCGUGUGUACUUUAACAAUCCUAAAAGUAUAUCUACAACUAAACAGACGCGUAGGUUUCUAUGAAUUUUUUCUUUCCCUUUUUUUUUUUUGAGAAAAAAAACCUUACUUUAAAUAACAUGAGUUCUAAACCGUUAAACCAGAAUUUGUAGUGUUUUUUGAAUGUAACAGGUUGGUUUUUUUUCACCUGAUUAGUUGGACAAAAUGGGAUUGUUAAUAGAUAUAGAGAUCCUCAAAAAUUUUUCUAACAAUUGAUAUUUUACUUUGGAGACUUAAAGGAUUUUUGGAGUGUGACUGAAUACUUGAAUAGGGCACUCACUGUCAUACAAUGAGUUUCUUGUUUUCUGACUGGCCAUUAAAUGAAAAUUACAACAAGAAUAUUUUUUUCAGACAGCUAACAGGAAGGGUGGCUUUUAAGGCUGAUACAUUCUUAAGGAAUUUUAGCAGCGAAUUAUGGUAAAAAAAAAAAAAAUAUAAACGAUUUUCCACAAAUGCGAAUCUUCGGUAAUACUGUGGUGUUAAGAAUUCUUAACGACGAAAAAAAGGUUCUUGUAAGACAAGAUAAAGAAGUUUAGUUUAUUUAUAUUGUAUGACAAUUUUUUUUUGUAGGGAAGCUCAAGAGAAAGCUAGUAACAGAUUGUCACUGGAAGAAUUUCUCGGCGUAAAGUGAGUGGUUUAUAGAUUAUUCAGUGAAAUGUUUGCUUUGGUUUCAUAAUGCGCAUGCUGGAAUAUUCUAUUACGACUAAUCUGUGGAAGCAACGCUUGGUUGAAAUAUGAUAUCUGAACAUAUCGGUGGGUUUCAGUUGAUAACUUACUUUAAACCAUUUACAGUCAUACAUAUUCGAGUUAUCGAAGUCCUCUUUUCUGUUAACCCAGCUUUCACAUCGCUGUCGUUAUUGGAUUCGGCAAUCUUUCCUUCGCUCGUUUACAAGUCGUGAACUCCCUGGAAAACUUAAUUCAAUAAUUUACAUUUAAAAAAUGUGCAUUUGUAAUAAUUUGCAUUAAAAAAGGAACAUAUAAAUGUUUCGACCCCCUUGAGGUUGGCAAACUCGAAACUAAAAACCAAUUUAGUUUCGUAAUUUCACGUUUUGUGUAUAUGUUAAUGUUAAAAAAACGAGAAAUGUGUAGUUUACCUCUCUGCAACCUACUGUGUUAAUCCUAUAAGUGAUGUUAUGUUGCUCCCAUUGCAGUGGUCCAGAAUUAAGUGCGGAUGAUUCAGAAGAAGCGGAAAAGGUAGAAAAAACUUUCUUUUAUUUCCUGGUUCAUGUAAUAUUGCGAAAUAUCUGCACUGAUUAUGGUAAAUUCAUAGGUAUUUGGAAGGCAUUCUUAGUGAACAAGCAUUAGAUGUGUAACACAAACAGUAUUUCAUCACAUUUCCAGAAACUGAUACAGUGCUCAGCGUAUUAAUUUUGGCGUGUCACAUAUGGAGUUAAUAGGGGAUUUAUGAAGUUUACGUGCGUGAAAUGCGUGGGAAUUCUGUACUCGCGUGUCAAACGCGGGUAAUGCUGCCAUACACAAUAGUGGCACUGUAGCUCGUCAAGAGUCCCCUGUGGCUCAGCGGUGAAGUUUGGAAUCCAUACGAAUGGAUCAGAUGUUUUCUUUGUCAUGCGUUCGAGUCAAUUGUUUUAAAAUGUGAAAUCAUCUGAAACUCUGACUCGAGUGCUAGACUUGUCACGAUAAUCCAUGCAAAUGGCCCACUCAUGUAACUUCCUUUACGCUCAUUGGAGGUCAAUAGCAUAGAUUGUAGGUUGAAUGACCACUAUUCAUUUCUGUUUGCUUUUAGCGCUGCCUUGCGUGACGUCUUAGUAUGAUAUCAUAAUUCGAUUGUUCUAGAUUUUGUUCUGAAGUCGAAAACAAUUUUUAAUGUAGUGUCGAAAGUCUUCCGGGAUUACAUGAGAUAUUACUCAUGAGCUAUUACUCGCUUACUUAGGCGCUCGAAUUUUCUGCGCUUCUUGAAAUCAGCUUUUCUUAACUUUAAACUCCCAUUGCUCCUUGAGACUUUUCAAUGUAUUUUCAACAUAUAGUGUACGUUUCAAUGCUUUUGGGUUUGAAAUAAGUAAGAAAUGAUUCUUUGUAUUCAUAUUGCGUAGGAUUCUUUAAGGAAACUUCGUUUUCCCCCAAUUUUAGCUUAAGUGGUCAGAUGAUGAUUUCAGCACUCCUUGGCCGUUAUAAAUUAUCUUGUACUGAAUUUCACCACUCUUUUCAUUACAGGAAAAGCAGGAACCUGGAAAGGGUAUCAGACGCUUUAGCAUGCUGUUUGGAAGCAAGUCCUCAACUAAGGUACAAAAUUUAGUACUGUUUUCUGUUUAUGCUCAUUGGUUUUGUAGUACUUCUCGGUUACCAAUGCCCCAGAGCAGCGCCUGAUGGUUUUUUUUUAAUCCAUUUCAGCAGAUAAAACGAGAACUUCCAAAGAUUCAGAAAGGGAGCAACAGAAGCAGCCUUAGAAAAGAAAAAAGCUUCUGUAAGUUUGAUACUCAUGUCAACGAUAAUUAAUUUAAUUGUAUUGAAUACAGUUGUUAUUUGGCAGAUGUAUAUGAAUGGAGACUACGCAACAAAAUUUCUGGCAGCAAUAAAGGGAGAAAGGAGUUCUGUGCUUAAGACAUGUUAAGAUACGGACUAUAGACCAAAUUGGCGCAUUCAUUUCUUGUGUUUAGUUUGUGCAUCCGUUGCAACUUCACCCUGAAGUUUUAAAGUUUUAACUCGUAGGAGUGAUUUACAUAUAUAACUUCAUAUAACUUCUCCCCUUUAACAUUCACGAAUUAUCCAGCAAAGUAGUUGUUUACUUGAUGUUAUUCUAAAUUUUCGCAACCAAUUUACAAGGAAAUGUUUAGGAACUAGAGGGAAGAAUUUACAAUUAGAUCUUGGGAGUUAAAGGGUAAACCUUUCUCGUUCUCUAGCUGGUAUUCGUUGCCCUUUCAGGUUUUUUCUAUUUUUUUUUCUAUUUGAGGAUAGUUUUGUCUGAGGUAAACAAAGAAGCGAGAUUUCUUGAUGUAAUUUUUUAACAGUUUUAGUGUGUUUUAAAUAGCUUCUCGGAGUAAAGACAGCGAAGACGGUAAGAGGGAGUCUGGGGAUGCUAAAGAACAACUCAAAACUGCGUUGGGAAGAAGAGCGUCGGGAAUUCCAAGCAAGUUGUCCAAGUCUGGAGAACAGGUAUGUAAUGCCGGACAAAGCUGCUGCUUCACCCGUUGGUUUCUAUCUGACUCAGGUGAUGUACUGGGUACCUAUCGAGCUUAUUGAAGUCAGAGACUAUGGUGUAGUAUUAUUCCUCUUCGUUAAGAAAGCUCUCUGGUCUUUUUCUAGUCAGUCGGCAGUGGUUUCAAUUAUAGCCAGUUACCGGCGGUCUACUCCUGCUCAUAAGACCUCUUAUCGCCGUCUGUUGAGUCUGCGCGCAGGCUCUCGUGUUUGAGUUUUGCCUUACGGCCCCUUUUCCGGAAAAAGUUAUCUAUAGCCUACGUGUAGCUGUACCCUCCCCCAAGGUGAAACGGCCUCCUCGCCUUAAAAAAUAAGACGAUAUUCAUGCUUUUUUUUAAUUGGCUCCAUGGUAUUUACGUGCGACUUGCACGAUGACUUGUGAGUUUUUAGUAAAUUAUGUUGACCUUUGAUAUCUGUUGAAUAAUGUUGACUUCAUGUGACUUGCCUCUCGUUUCAGGUUCCGGUAUUACCUAACCCUGGAUUAUUAACACGGGGUGGUCGAGGCGGCGUGUCUUCCAGAUCCAGCAUGCAGACCAAACCAACUUCUCCUCUUCCAUUUCGAAGGUACACCCUGAAGUGGUAUUGUGUCGUGGUAAUUACGUUAUGUGUAACUUUAAUCGCUGUGUCAGUAAAUUGCUUCGGCAACUUUUUUUGUUUCGUUCUUUUUAAAGUAAGAGCUUCACAGUGGAUGAUGAAAACAAAGACAAAGACAAGGGAAAAGAGAAAGAUAAACCCAAGUGAGUUUUUUUUUCUAGCGGGCUUCUUCUUAAGUAACACAUUGUGGUGAACCUUUGAUUCGAUGGGGCAGAGUUGUGUUCUUCAAGGGAAGUCAAAGCUUUAAUAGAAGGAAAUCUUAGUACCACUUUAAUAUACAAAUUGCAGCCUGGUCAGACUUUUGACGUUCUGCUUUUUACUUUCUUAGUUCGAGUGUGUCACCGGAUGCGUCUGGAGAUGACGAAGAUUAUGAUGAAGGGGGUAAGUGUACAAUCAGUCAGUGAGAAAGUUGUUCAGUUUGUUGUCAGUGAGUAAGUGAGUGAGUCAGGAUGAGUCAAUCAGUGAGUCAGUCAAUGAGGCAGUCAAGCAGUAAGUCAAUCAGUGAGUCAGUCAAUAAGUUAGUCAGGCAGUAAGUCAACAGUAAGUCAGUCAAUGAGUCAGUCGGGCAGUAAAUCAAUCGUUGAGUCAAUCAGUGAGUCAGUCAAUGAGUUAGUCAGGCAGUAAGUCAACAGUGAGUCAGUCAAUGAGUCAGUCGGGCAGUAAAUCAAUCAUUGAGUCAAUCAGUGAGUCAGUCAAUGAGUCAGUCAGGUAGUAAGUCAACAGUGAGUCAGUCAAUGAGUCAGUCGGGCAGUAAAUCAAUCAUUGAGUCAAUCAGUGAGUCAGUCAAUGAGUCAGUCAGGCAGUAAGUCAACAGUGAGUCAGUCAAUGAGUCAGUCAGGUAGUAAGUCAACUAUGAGUUAGUCAAUGAGUCAGUUAGGCAGUAAGUCAAUCAGUGACUCAGUCAGGUAGUAAGUCAAUCAGUGACUCAGUCAGGCAGUCAGGCAGUAAGUCAAUCAGUGACAGUCAAUGAGUCAAUCAGGGAGUAAGUCAACAGUGAGUCAGUCAAUGAGUCGGUCAAGCAGUAAGUCAAUCAGUGUCUCAGUCAGUGAGUCAGUCAGGCAGUAAGUCAAUAAGUGUCUCAGUCAGUGAGUCAGUCAGGCAGUAAGUCAACAGUGAGUCAAUUAAUGAGUCAAUCAGUCAGUCAUUCAGUCAAAUGAAAAAAGUGGGUAAGUUUCUAAAGAAACUGUUGUGCUGCGUCGAUGGGAGAGUAUAACAGACUAUUUUAGUGGUAUUAACUGAGUUGAUAAUGUAAAUUGGCCACCUAUAGAGUUCACGUUUCGAGCGUUUCGAAGGUGAAGGGCUAACGCUCGAAACGUUAACCUUUAAAACUCUUUAUGGUGGCUAAUUUACGUUAUCAACUCAGUCGAUAACACUGAAUUACCCAGUCAUUCAGUCAGUCAGCCAGUGAGGACGCCAGGCUAAGUCAAUCAGUGAUUGAGUCAAUGAGUCAACGAGUCAUUCAAUCCCCUAGAGAGUGAAUGAUUGAGUGAAUCAGUCAGUGAUUCAGUUAGUCAUUGAGUCAAUCAGUCGUUUGUUCGUUUGUCAGAAAGCAGGGGUUUGAAUUAUGGCUAAACUGUGGAAUCCCCACCCCCCAUGGCUGUCAUUGAAUGGCAACAAAGAAUCACAGUAGGAUAAAGUAGAUAGAUAGAAAAUUCUAGAGAGUUUUCUUUCUGUGUGGCGUCAAAGCUUUAUAGCUGCACCUUUCACUGCACUCAUCUAGUUUUCGUGAAUUAUUUCCGCUGUUAUCUGAUGCUUCUGUUAUUAAAAUCUAAGUCUAUGUUAUUACCAUCUAACGUUUUACACUUUCUUUUUGUUCUACAUUAUAGAAAUGGACGAUGAGGUAAGCUUUCAUUAGCUCUUUAGAUAUUUCGAGACAUCGUGCUAUUGUAGUCUUCUUUCAAAAUAUCAGUGAAUAGAAAUGAAAGUUGUAUCACCAAACAUUCUUGAAUGUUUACAUGUGUGGUUUCUUUCUACUCGUAACUGAUCGCCAACUUACUCAUUUGAGCCUGAAUUUUGUUUAUUCAGCAUCCAGGCGAUCCUGAUCUUGACAUUAAACCUGAACCAGAAGCUUGGAGCGUUAGCAUCGACAAGAAGGUGAAGUUAUCGAGUACCUCUUGUUUCUGUUUUACUGUAAUUGUUCGAUCGCUCCUAGCUGCAAUCUCUUGCGAUAAUUUGAAAACAGUCACCUGUUGUGAUCCGGGUAUCGUCUGAGAUCUCGGCAAGUGAGAUACAUCCGGCAACAGAAUAUUCUCUAUCGCAUUCCGCGCAAGAUAUCUGUGACAGUCAGUCAUUAUAUGAAAAAGAUAGUUUGGUUUUACAAAGUUUGGUUUUUUUAUAUAAGUUUAUAAUGUGAAUUAGCCACUAGUUUUUAGAGCUGACGUUUCGUUAGAGCGAAACCAGACUUUGCCCUAGUUCCCGGAAGUGAUCGCUACAUAAACCCCCCCUUCAAAUUUAAUAAACUGUCAGUCAUUUAAUUGACAAGAACUAGGAAGAUUGUUGUAUAUUGACAACAUCAAACUCCUUAGACUAGCCUGCUAAGUACUAUGUUAUCUUAAGUUGGAACUCGACAGUGCAAACUAGAGAGCUUGUAAACAGUCGCCUUACGAUGUUUCCAUUUCGUUCAUGUCUUCAGAUUCUCAAAAGGAUGACAGCAAAAGAUAUUAAGAGACAAGAUGUGAUUCAUGGUGAGACGGAUGUUUCUUGGCCUGCGAGCAGAACCCUUUUGUUUAGGUUGCAGGACGUGCGUUUCUCUGCCCGCGGGAAGAUUCGAGACGAGUCGCGGUAGAGGUUUGCCAGGGGUCUGGCGCUAAUAUCAGUACCAGACCCCUUGUAGACCUCGCCGGCUCGCGUUGCUCAUGCUUCAUACUUUCCCGCAGGCGAAGAAACUCUCCUGUCGAAGCGAUAAUAAUGAAAGCUUGCUCGCAAGGUAGAUGUAUCUUUAAAAGUUGUUGUUUCCUGGGCAAAGUGAAACUCUGGGGGUGAUGUGUGGCGGACUUGUUUUACAGUAAUUUACCUUGUAUUAUUUUUGGUUUCUUUUAGAAUUAAUACAAACUGAAGUCCAUCAUGUGAGGACUCUAAAAAUUAUGCAGAAGGUAAGAACUAAAGAACCGAUAAAUCGCUCUGACGGGCAAAUUUUUCAUAUUAUAGAGCAGUUUACAACCAGGUGUCGGAAAACCAAAACUAAAGUAAAUGUAAUCACAACUACCAAUCAGAGCAUACGGUAACAUCAUCAUUAACAAAUGGGAACUCAAAGUAAACACGGGCAACCUGUUUGAAGCGCGGGAAAACGCGGAUGACCCAGUCGGGAUUGGUUUAGGUUUUGCAUUUGAUUGGUUGAGAGGUUUGCGCGAGUAUUCUGGACCAAUCUCAAAGCAGGACCAAAGCAAGUCGGGAUCAUUUUCGUUGCUCAACUGAAAACUAUUCUAUCACCUGAACGUGUUAACUUUUAACUUUCUGACUCGAUCUUUUGCAAUCCUUUUCUAUUCCUACUAUUCUUAAAAAUCAUUUGUAUUGCACCUCUCUGCUACUUAAUGAAAUCAAAAGCUGAAGUUUUUAAAUGUGUUUUUUUUAUAUAUUUUUUCUUGUUUGCAGAUAUUUUAUAAGGGAAUGUUAGAUUAUCUGUCGCAAGAGACUGCUUAUCAGAUAUUACCGAGACUCGAUGACUUGCUUCAGAUAAAUGGUGAGUUACUGCAAUUUAAACAAAUACUGUUCAACUCAAAAGCGAGGAUACGUUUGAAGGCGUUUUUGGUCGAUUGUUUUAAUCAAUCUUGAUUUGUGUCAUUGCUAUUCACAUAGGCGACUUUUUAAAUCGACUGAGGGCAAGUGAAGACGAAGAUACUAUAGUUAACAGUAUUGGAGAUAUCUUGGAAGAACAGGUAAGAAAACAGGGGGAAAAAUGCAAAAUGUACCCGAGGAAUAUGUAUUAAUUGCAGUCUUCUCGUUGCAUAACAGUUUAGUGGAGAAAACGGUGAAAAAAUGAAGAGUGCGUACGGCGAGUUUUGCAGUAAUCACAUGGAGGCUGUUGAGCUUUAUAAGGUAAAAAUACCGAUAUGAUGCCGUGCCUUCUCGUGUAACAACUAACAUGUUCAAUUUUCGUUUAGUACGGAAGAAAACGUCUGCUUUUUGAUAAGAGAAGUUGCGAUUUUCUUUUUUAUUCAGAAAUUACUAAGAACGGAUAAAAAGUUUGCGGUUUUUAUCAAGGUAUGUAUCAGUAGCUUAACGAGUUAGUGUAAAGUACGUUGGAAUUGUAGUAGAACUUGUUAAAAUACGCAUUUCUAGAGAAUGCUUCAAAAUGUCAUUCAUCAUCCUCUGGAGCAAUUUUCAAGUGAGUGUCGAAAGUAAUGCGAGAUUACUUGGCUUUUGUUUUAAUUUGCCCUGUGAUUGGCCAGAAACUCGGGCGAUCCACUCAACCAAUCAGAAACAAAAAGGAAACCGAUCGCGAUUUGGUUAUCCGCGUCUUCCUGCGCUUUUCGCUGUUAAGCUGGUUUUACUUUGAAUUCUCAUUGGCAAAUAAGGAAGUGAAUCAUCGUUUUGAUUGGACGUUGUGAUUACGUUAGUUUUGGUUUUUCAGUACUCGGUUUAAGACUGUGCUAUUUCCACUUUAUUACUAAUAAGGUGGACAUAGGGCAGACGGUAAACAGUUCCCUUUGAAAGGUAACUGUUGACCGUCUUCAUCAAAAUUAGUAACGAUUAUCAGUUUACACUCUAAUCUCCAAUAUUAUGGCCCAGUUACCUAGUAUACUUGUCUAUUCAAGGUGUAAUGUUCACUGAAUUACAAAACUGAGUUAUUACUACCUUCAUCUAUUUUUAAAAUGCGUUUCUUUUGACUAAUUAGUGUCAUGAGUAUAAUUCCCAAGCCACACGUGCCUGCAUCGCGGACCUACUAUUUUUUUGUAUUUUGAGCAGAAGUGCAACGCAAACAAGUACUGUCGACGGCUGUCAAUCCCAGAAUGUAUCACGCUUGUCACUCAGAGGCUUACCAAAUAUCCUAUGCUCAUCGAAGCUAUCGUGAAAACUACUAAGGGUAUGUUAUUACCUUUACACCCUAACAUCAUUAUGUAUAAUCUCCACUCUGUUCCUUAUUCAGGUCUUAAGGUUCUGGAAAAGAGAAUUUGUUUAACAAUCAAUAGCUUCUUUGGUUACUGAUCCUUUUUCAAAUUCUCAAGACCUUAAUGUUUGAUUUAGGGGUGUUACUGUAAUUAAAAAUUGGAUGCUGUAUAAACUCUUACGUUUCAAAUGGUGAAAUUAUUCCGCGGAGUACAUUAUAUUUCGUCGUAUAUAUCCAACAUGACCCAGUUUAAUUACCCUUUUCAUUAUUUCGUACAAGUUCGUGAUGUGCGCAGUUUUCUUCGCAGUCUCCUCCGCAGCCGUUGUUUGGCUUUGUCACGCAACAACCUAUCACUUGUAUUGUGUGACAAAGACUAAGAACGGCUGUGAAGGAGAGUCUGAUAUGUGGGGUAAAUUUUUGUUUCUUGAAUGGUUUUUUUCUAAAUUUUCUAAUUUCUGGUCUUGGUUUUGCAUCCGACUGAUAGACAAUUUGCAAAGAGGGUUCUUUUAUGUCCAUUUAGAGUCCUGUCUAGGCUAUCAUCCAUUUCAAUUUAAUGUUAUCAAUUUUGUUACUGGUUUUUUUUUUCUUUAGAGUCCAAACCGGAUUUUAGCUCGCUCAAGAACUCCAUCACUCUUAUUAAGGUAAGGCCGCCUCAUAAUUCGCUUCGAUGUUAUUCGAAACAUGUGUGAAGAUAUAAGAACUAUUUAAUCUAUCAAAACGAGCGCCCGGUCGUAGUUUAGUUACAAUUUGAUUUGUUUGUUAUUGCGUUUAGAUGAUAUUACAAAGUGUCGAUCAGACGAUAAAGGAUUACGAAAAACAGAAGGUAUGUGAUCAAUGCACUGUGUAACAUACGCUUACCCAAUCUUAUCUCCAGGCAUUCUCUCUUGCUUCUUUUAAUCACGCGCGGUAUGGUUUGUUGUGUGCAAGUCUCUUUCGGUGACGUCACCUCUCACAAUAGGGUUCAGGUUUAACCGAGCCGAGAACACCAAGGGAGGGCACUUUGUGAAGCCUGCGCACACUCUUUGAAACAGCGUGUGUUAGUAGGGCGGGCUUGUAAAAUGUGACUCUCCUGAUAAGAAGAGUUGUGAGAAGGUCUGCUCCACCUGUCAUUCGAAGUUGUGCCUUUCGACUCGACGAGCUCCAAAACUAAAAAAAUUAAAAGUUUAAUGUUACUGAUAUGACAGUGGCGUGUAAUACUGAAGUACGGUAACAAUAUUUAAAUGUAGAAUCAUUCUCUAUUGUAGUUACUUCAAGAAAUGAAAUUGAAGCUGGAUUUGAAAGUAACUGUUAACUUCAAGAAUGGAAAAGUUAAGGUAAAAAUGGUGUCGAUUCUCUCCAAAAUGCUUAAUUUGAAAUAAAUAAUUGGAUAAUCAUCCAUUUUUCUUUUCCACCAUCUAGAUAAAAAUGUCCACCAGUUUCCCUUUGUGACGAAUCACCACCAGAUGAAAAUUUCAGAGCAAUUAAACCGAAGAUUUCUCCUUUUUUAUGUUUACUUGCAAACUUUUGUUUUCGCUAUGUUGAAAACGUAUUUUGUAGAACAUCGACUUCGCAGCAAACACAAGCAAACUGGUGCACGAUGGUGUGUUAUUGUGGAAAACAGCCAAGAACAAACUGAAUGGUAAAGUGCUUACCCAUUCUAUGGACAUUGUACUCGAUUAACUCUUUCACUCCCACAAGUGACCAAGACAGAAUUUCUCCUUACAAUAUCAAUACAAUACCUAGCAGGUAGUUUGUGCGAAUAAAGAAAAAUAUCAAUUAUGGGUUUAUUAGUAGAUCCAAUACCAAAUUCUCUGAACUAACAUCACAAGAAUUGUAUGGCAGACAGUAAGGAGAAUUACUGAUGAGAUCUUGGGAGUGAAAGGGUUAAUGGCAUUCUUUUGCACAAUUGCAUAGAUAUCACAACUAGAAAGAGGGCUUUUAUGGAAAGUUUUAAGUGAAUUACUAUAUACUCAGGAACCUUCAUUUCACCUUUCGUGAAUAGUAACUUUUAUCGAGGGUAGCGAAGUCUCCUAAUCGUAAAAUGAUAAAACUGCUCGAUAAUAAUUGGUCCGCUUAACCAAUUUUGCUUAAAUUCAUGGUGGACUUAUGACUGUUUUUGCGUUUUUCUGCUCAAGUUACAGUGGGCUAUUUUAAUCUGCAGAGCAGACGUAAUUUUGGCGGGCGAGUGCUUAGUAUUAUCUAGGAGAAAAUUAUAACCGCCGUCUUUGAUUUUUACCGUAGUAGAAAGCUGGGGAGAGAAAGAUAUUUGUACCAAGGGGGUGAGCGACGGUCAUAAAAGAAGGAGAGGAGGGAGGAUGGGGCAAUGGUCUUUUCGCUUUUCCGCGCCCCCUCCCCCCUCCCCCCACCGUCCAUUCUAACUCUAAAUCAAACAUGGCCAGUCGAAUAAGCGGUCGCGAGCCUCUUAACGUUAACUUGCCCUAAUAAGACGCCUGCACUGCAGGCUAGGGCUAUUUACGCACACUGUUUCUUUACUAAAAGUUCUACUAAUCGUUGUCAACCUCGUUCUUUUGGUGUUUCCAAACGUUAUGUUUGAUUGUUAGUUCACUUGACCUUGCAGAAACUCGAGUCCUUGUCAUGGAAGACAUGUUGGUUUUCCUCCAGGAGAAGGAUCAGAAAUACAGUUUGCUGUCAUUAGAUCAGAAGGUUAGGAGCGUGUUUACUUAUGUAACGGAUCGAUUUCCUUCUCAUGUUUUUGUUUUGUUUCCGUGAAAAUGUUAUCAUAAAAUGCCGAAAUAUUUCUCUCAAUAAGUUUUGCUACGGUUUCAACAUAUUAGGUUGCCACAGUAGUCCCUAAGUCUCUUUGAAACACCUUUAAUUUAGCUUUAUGUGCCUGUUACUCAAAGACAAGCCUGGUGACCCCUAAUUAGCAUGUGAUUUUCAACGUUUGCUCUGAAGGUUCAGAGCCACCUCAGGCGAAGAAUAAAGGUAGCUCUGAGCUUACGAUAAAGUGUUUUAGUUAUCGAUCCAUCAUAUUAUUGGUGUUGAAAAUUAUGAAACCAUUUUCUCAACAUCGUUUUUAUUCUUUUGUUAAGGCCCCAGUUGUGAGGCUUAAAAAGCUCAUUGUGCGGGAGGUCGCAACUGAUAGAAAAGCCAUCUUUCUUGUGAGCCCCAGCAGUCAAAUACCAGAGAUGUACGAAAUAGUGUGCGAAUCGGCUGCCGAAAAGAAACGGUGAGUGCCAAACUUUCACUUUUUCUUGAAAAUAGUUUAAGAGAAUUUGUGGUCGCAUAAAUGAUACAUACGGAUGAAAAGUGUGUCAAUUCUUGUCACCUGUUUACGAGAUGAUGUCUCGAAACUGUGCAAAUAAUUUUCUUUUUUUAUCGUUUCUGAUGGUUAGGCCCGGACUAGGUAACAUCAGCCACAUAACAACAGCGAUGUAAAGAAAAGCUGCGAUCUUUUGCACCGUCGUUUUAAAACCUUACGCCCCUACAUCAGUAUGCAUAUUAUCCAUUCUGUUCUCUGUACAUUUCCUAACGUGCAGACAAGAAUAAUUUUUUUGAUAAUCAAGACCUUCUUUAGUUGAUGAUCAUUUCCUCUAUUCUCACGACCUUAAUGUGUGAUUCAGAGGUGAUUUUGUGAGGAGAAAUUAGAUGUUAGUCACUCUUAGGGGUUAAAGGGUUAAACCUUCUUUAUAAGAGGUUCUUUGUGUUUGGGUAAUGUUUUCACUAUGUACUGUUGCUUGUGUGCGGGUUUGACCACAUCAAGUCCUUUAGUUAACUAAAGAGAUUGUUUGAUAUCCGCUAAAUUGAGGAAAAAAAGCAAUGGUAUGGGGAAAAUCAAACAAACAGAGAAAUGAACGAAAAUCAGGUAUUGCUUAGCUGAGCUUUUGCAUUAGCACCAUUGUUUUUGUGAUACCGUCAUUUUCUGUCGCUGUUUCCUCCAUCUGGCGAUGUCUUGCAUGAGUGCAGGGUUUAUAUGUUCGCGUAUAACCUCUCCUGAUUGUUUUCAGUUGGAUGGAGAUAAUUCGCGAUGCUGUGGCCAACGCCCCAGGAGAUGAAAGUAAGUGACAGAUUUUUAUAUUGAAACUGAUUUAUGCCAAUCGGGGUUUACAUUCAAUUCUCGUUUGCCGGCUGUGCCAAGCAUACCAGAGAGUCUGACAGAAGUAGUUAAGCUUGCUUACCCGAUUUACUUCACUAAACUUCAGUGUGUAUAAGCAAAUAGUUUUGUUUUCAGUUUACCAACUGAGUGAAUUUAAUAGGAAACGUGGGUGAUUUUCAAUGAAACCUUUUUUUUACUUCCUGUAGAUCUUGAUGACUCUAGUCUCAUCACCACAGCUGCAGGCGAACGAAGGAAGAUUAUAUUACGUAGAGCCAGUGUACUUAUUGGUUAGUAUUCCUCUUUCUUCAUCGCUUUCAGUGUAAUAAUUUCCUUCAAAUGAACAGCCUUUGCACAUGAAUCCUUUUUUUUCCUGUCCUUUCUUUGCUUUCUACAUGUUGACAUGUGGUAUUCGUUUUGUAGAUCAAGUACACAACAAGGACCUUGAGGACGCGGAUAGAGGAAAACAUUUAGCUGAGAUGCAGGUCAGUGUCUGAUACUCCCAGCAAAACAGGUGCUAAUUGUUUUUUAUUUAGGCAAGCGGAGGCAAAGCGCGAGGCGAAAGCGAGUGUAGCUUGCGAGCAAGUCCUUAUUAUCAGCACUGAUGGCCGCGCGUUUCUCUGCUCGCGGGAAUAUUUGAAGCGAGUCAAGGAGAGGUUUGCUAGGGGUCUGGCACUAAUAAUUAUCAGUACCAGACCCUUGAAGACCUCUUCCCGUUCACAUUGCUCAAGGCCUCAGACCUUUCGUGGGCUAGUUACGCUCAAGAGCCCGGACGCUUACUCUUGCUCGCCUGACCACGUCGAAAUGGUUCGCUAGUUCUGAAUGCAGAUUCGCACGCAAGCACAUUAGCACACGUAACUCAUAAACACGUCUAAACGCUUAUGGAUGUGCUCAGACAACACAACUUUUUAGCUGCAAUGGGAUUGACUAUCCGUUGUUUCAUAUAAUUGGAUUUCCAGAAAAGAUCGACAUCGACACAUGUCCGCUUGCGAAUUGUUUUCAUAGCCUUAUGAUAUUUUUCCUUUUUCAGGAACUCGUCAGUCAAAUAGAGGCUAUGGAAAAAGAAAAGGUAAGUACUGUAAAGAACGCAAAACUAGAGAAGGGCCAUGAUAAGCUCAAGGUCUUGUGUAUUGUUUAUCUUUUUUAAUGCUGUUUCUUUAUUGGCGCGUGUUCUCCUCUUUUCAGUCUAAAGUGGAUGCCGAUAAAAGCAAAGAACUGGCAAAGACGAAGUAAGUGGAUUUACCCCGUUUUUUAACCCGAAAACCCCUAAGAGUGACUGACUGAUUUUUCUCCUGAUUGUCAUACAAAUUCUCCUUGUCAGUAUCGUAGGAAUUGUGAAGAAGUCAUUGUUGAGAAUAUAAAAGCUAAUGUUAGGGUGCAACAAAAUUGCACGAGCCCGUAGUGCUCGUUAACACCAAAUUGCGCUCGAAAUCGUGUUAUUUCAUAUCACUCGUGUUACGUGAGAAUGCAAUCGUUUUCAGCAAAUCAGAAGCGCGUAAUUUUUCCCGUACAUCAUUAUGCACAUUCAUUUAUUGGCUUUGUUAGGGAAACAGUUUUAUUGAUGUCAGAACUCCUUUCUAGUGGGUUGGUUAACUUUUACGUCUAACAUGCUGAUCUCAUUUUGUUUUCAGGGAGUGCCUGAUGAUCACUAUGCAACAGGUGCAAUCUACAUUAUCCAGUGAGGAUCCUUCAUCUGAAGAGGCUCAAAGUGAUACUCAAGGGAGCUCCUCGUCCUUAUUUGUACCUGGAAUUGGACCCAAGAGGGCCGAGACUUUUAGUGGCUUCGAUAGCAAACUCAAACCCGAUAAUCUCAACAAAGACAACAUCAAUCGAGCGAGCUCUAUGAGGACUGAGAGACCUGGGAUGGGUUUCCCAUCCAGGCAGUUGCCGGGUGCGGUCAGUCCAGCUGGUGGAGCUAGUCCAAAGAUGAAACACAAGCGGCGGUCAAGCGGGGGAGGUGGAGGGUGGUCGUUCUUGAGCAAGAGCAGCGGAAAGGAGGACAAGGAACAGAGUGGAAGCACAGGUAUGACGGGCUUCAUGUGGCAUACAUUUAGCAGCACCAACAAACUCUAUAUUUCUUAAAAGGGAGAGGGUUUGGUGGAGGAGCCAUGAAUAACAUUAUAAAUAACGGGUGCGGAGUAGACUCUAGACUCUGUCCCUUACCAGGACAAACCCGGUAGCAAGUUAGUUAUUUAUAAACACAAGACAAGAAAUGAAGUUUGAGUGGUUGAUUUCUUUUUUAUCCAUUUAUCGUAAUUAUUAUAUAUUCUCACCAUCUUUUCAGGUGAUUUAGCUUCUGAUUCGCCGUCCUCAUCUCCAAGUCAAACUCCUACACCCUCGCCGCUGCCCGGGCAAGAGGUGAUUUUGUAAUUUAUUUUUGUAGUUGAAAGGAAAUGCUUUGGUUUCACGAUAUCAUUUACACAAAAAAAAUUAUCGACCUUUACCUUUGGUCUAUCUGAAUGUAUAGAGCUAUUUUAAUGAUCUUUACUUUAACUUUUUCAACAGCCUGACGCCGCUACAGACAUCGACGGGUAAGCUGGAUUAACCCGCUUCUAGUACUCAACUUUUACUUGGCUCAUUCAAUUGUGAUAAUAAUUAUUAGCGGAAUGAUUCGUUACAUUCCGUGAUUCCCACCAAGGAUAAGGAUGACGUUGCUGUUAUCGUCGAAGCAUCGUUACUUGUGCAAUAUAAUGCACUUCUAAUUUUAAAUUACUAAAAUGAAAUGACCUCUAAUAACUUAAAUGUGAUCCAGGCUUGUAGCAUAUCGUCCUACGCAGGAAACUGCGAGCUCCCCAUAUGCCACUUAAGAGAAAAUUAAGAUAUUUUUAUGUGGCAUGAGGCUCUUGUGUUAAUGCUAAGCUAUUUUUUUCUUGUCCUCUUUAGUGGAGUUAAGAGUGCGCGCUUUAGACCUGUAAAAGAACAAGGUGGCAAUACGUCACCUCCGUUGCAGAUCAAAGCUGACCAUCAACAAGGCAGGCUCAAGCAUAACCUCAGGGAACAAGUACAGCAACUAUCGUCUCCGCGCGCUCAGCGCCAGACCCGUCCAUUUAUUAUUGACGAGGAGGACAAGGAACGAGAACAAAAAGACCAGAGUCCAGAAGGUGCUACCCAAGACGUUAUUUAUUUCUGAUAGGUAAGGCGGAGUGGGUUUUACGUUUUUAGAGCUGAAGUGCCCCCCUCUCCCCCCUCUCUUGAUAUUUAAAAUGAAACAUGCGGAAGUGACGUCAAUGGGCAAUUAUUUAGGGGAAGGGUGGGUGGGGAUAAUACCUUUAAUUUUUGUUACAAGUGGUAAGGCUAUUUGAAGGCAAUGAGAAAAAUUUCAACCAAACAUUCUGGUUUUUCGGUCAAAAAUCUCAUCGAGAAGGGGUAGUGUCCGUGAUUAUGUUUAUGGGCAAAUAUAAACUUUGUAUUAUUCAUUAUCAGACAGUUGUGUCCAAUUUUCCUUUACUGAUCACGAUUUUUUUUCUCUGCAGAUAUGGCUAUGACAAAUACUUUUUUUUCAUUUAGGAGAUAUUCACAUAAAUCAAACUUAGUGAAAAAGUGUAAAUAGAAGCGUGCGAUCAGAAAAAAAAUGUAUGUACGUUAUAAAAUUCUUUUGUAAAUUGACUUGGGUACAACAAAGUGAAUCAUCGUUUUAAUAUAAGGACGCAGAUAGUUUAACAAUGACAACACGUGAUUUAUGGUCACUGGUUAGAAAACAAUCGGAUAACACCGUAGCGAUAGAUUUCAAUCACUUAUUAGGUAGACGUUGUGUGAAAAGGUAUUGGUAAAUACGUCAUCUUUUUCAUGCUCUUUAAAUCUUCGUAGAUUUCGUAUUUCUUCUCCAUGCGUGAAAGGGGUGAAUAAAUCCUAUUUUUGUACGAUUU
Pocillopora meandrina is the source of this 29016-nucleotide messenger RNA. NCBI's taxonomy places the organism in Eukaryota, Metazoa, Cnidaria, Anthozoa, Scleractinia, Pocilloporidae. The record is from the annotation of a GenBank genome assembly.